AUGGACAUGCUGAUCAGCAAUAGGCAGCUGAAAGAGAUUGAAAAGGAGGUGGAUGAGCCGAAUCGUAGAUGCAAUUUGCUAAUGUGCAAGAUGGCGGCCUAUGCUAAUCGUCCAGACCGCACUCAAAUGGACGAGUCUCAUUUGUGGCUGGCUCAAGCACCCCCAUGGCGGGUCCGAGUUGCCGCUGUACGGGGGCGGUUUUCUGACGACUUACCCAGCACCUUUUCUGUUGGCUGGUUCUCUUCACGAGGUCGCUGGAGCAACAGAUCGGUUUACUGCGUUAGCGACGGCGCAUUCACGUCGCCAUCUCGUGUUUCUAGGUGA
Molecule: messenger RNA, 324 nt
Organism: Protopolystoma xenopodis
Lineage: Eukaryota; Metazoa; Platyhelminthes; Monogenea; Polystomatidea; Polystomatidae
Source: the annotation of a GenBank genome assembly